Molecule: messenger RNA, 1927 nt
Organism: Austrofundulus limnaeus
Lineage: Eukaryota; Metazoa; Chordata; Actinopteri; Cyprinodontiformes; Rivulidae
Exons: 5
Coding region: 54-1229 (391 amino acids)
Source: RefSeq, a predicted model, not a curated record
UGGGUGUUCCCUGACUUGACAUCCAGCUGCUGUUGUGUAUAAAAGGUGAAGGCAUGAGUCAUUUGCUUCAGGUACUCAGUUCAGUGGGUCACUAUAUCCCAGCUUGCCGACAGGUAACAUCAGGUCUUUGCUCCGCGAAUAUAUUUAACAAGAUGAGGAAUCUUCUUCUGGGAGUUUUUCUUGGACUUUUUGUUGUUGUCCACCCAACACCCGUCAACACUGUGACCCAGAUCCCAGUCACGUUUGAGGACGACAUUUACCAUGAUGUCAAGGCAGAGGAAUUCAUUGUUGACCCCUUCACACCUCGGAGCGUUUCAAAUGCUCAUGGCACUCCCACCACAACAGAGUUAGUGCUGGAUGGAAAAGUUGAAUCCCACCAAACACCGGUGGUCUUCCAAGAAUCCCAACAGCUGCCCUCAGAUGCCACGACUGAGAGCAGUGGUAAAUCUCAACCCACACCUCUGAGUGUGUCAGACAGCCCCACAACACAGUCUGUGAUGGACGUAUCCUCAGCCUUCCUGGUCUCUGAUCAGUUGCUAACAGAUUUCACUACAGAGGGCAGUGCUGACCCCACGUCGUCCACGAGGUUAUUUGAAGGAAGCGGAUUCUCUCCAGCUGCUUCCAGAUCUGUGAUAACGAGCACCGUCCUUUCAGACACAACCGUCCAAACACCCCAGCAGACAUUCACAGAUUUCUUCACAGAGGAAUCUACUACAGGGUUUGAGGAAGGAAGUGGACACUCUCCAACUAGAAUGGGGCUUGUGGUGGACAGUGUUGACGCUUCAACAACGACUGAGCCACCAGAAACAUUUGCAACCAUUAAAGAUGCUGUGGUGCCAAGAAACAGAAGUCGUUUGUUUCUCCAAAGACUUCCAAGUGAAGACAAUGCUGGAACGGAAAAGCAUUUAGGCAUAAAAGAACUAAUAAAUGGACCAAACUCGAAAGACGCAGGCAUGCACAAAGGACACAGCACACCAGAUUGGAUAAUCAUCGUUGCGUUUAUUGCUGCUCUUGCAGCGCUUAUAGCAGUAUGUGCAGCUAUCGCCACUAGAGACAAGUGGAAUCAUCCAAACCAGGUAUCUGAAAGCACAACUAACUGCUCAAACCAGAAGAGGGAGCUAGAGAUGCAGCCCUUCGUGCACAAAGUUGAGCCUAAGGAGAACAAGAAUAAUGGAGAUUACACGGUUAUUCCCUUGGACGACGCUCCAGAUAAUUUUUCAUCUGACUGAGGCUGUGAGACACGAGGAGUUGAAAACUGAUCAGAGGAAAGGAAAUGUACGGACCAUCGAGCACAAGUUUUCUUAUUAUUUUAUAGUGGACUUCCACAGUUUAUAGUGUUGUCUGGCAGAGAAUUAUGGUCUGUUUUGCUCACGCUGUCUUUCAAGGACUUUCAUCAAAGCAUUACCAGGAAAAUAUAAUUAUAUAAUGUAUUUUAGCUGAUAUAUUUAUUGCGACAAAAAUGACUUUUUUCAACAUAGAAAACGUUUCAGGUUCAGUAUGUUCGUCCUUUAUUUCAAGUCAAAGUGAAUGCACUUUUACUGUACAUCCAUCCAUUUUCUUUACCUGCUUUAUCCUUUCCGGGUCACGGGGGAGCUGCUGAUUAUUUCCAGUGAGAGACGGGGGGUACACACAAGUCCCCAGUCCAUCACAGGGACCCAUAGAGACCAACAUCUAUUCUCACUCUCGCUCACACCUUGGGAGAAUUUAGAGUUACCAAUUAAAAGUAGCAUGCAUGUUUUUGGUUGAUGAGAAAAUAAMAACCUGUGAAGGCCCAGUGAAAAUCCAUGCAUGCACAGGGAGAGCAUGCAAACUUCACACAAAAAGUUUGUUCACUGUAUUUUUUUAAGUGUGUGUGUUUUUUUUUCUUCCAAUGGUAUUGUGAUCUUCAKUGUAAUUUUAUUAAAAAAACUAUUUUUGUGGAUUGUAA